This is a messenger RNA of Heterocephalus glaber (naked mole-rat), 4619 nucleotides long. Lineage: Eukaryota; Metazoa; Chordata; Mammalia; Rodentia; Bathyergidae. The record is from RefSeq and is a predicted model, not a curated record.
UUCGCUCCGGUGUCCAUUUGUGUGCUUGUGCGUGUGUGUUUGUGUGUGUGUGUGUCUGCGGGUUGUAUGUUUCCGAGGGUGUGUGUCUGUGAGUCCACAUCAGGUUCCCUGCCGGGUGCUAGGCUCCGCGUCUUGUGGGUCCAGGCCUCGGUUGUGGGUUUGGGGGAGGGGAGUUCGCCGCUCCCUCUGUCCAUGUCAACUGGGGGGGUCCUCGGCGGUCCUUGCGGGAGAUGGCCAUGUCUUCCUCUUCCCGGUGGCUAGGGGGGAUGGGCACCCGGGAGGUGGACAGAUGGAAGGAUGAGAGGCCGAGGGAUGGACAGAUGGGCCCGGGGGUGGGGGUGGGGGGCGAAGACCUGGGCCUUUCUCACCCACCCACCCUAACUCCCCACUGGCCAGAUAUCCGAAGAUGGGGCCAGAGUUGCCUGUGUCCUGAUGGCCAGGCUGGGGGACCUCUGGGGUUGCUGGUGGGAGGAUCUCCUUGGAACAGUGCUUUGGGACUCAACCCCCCAAUCCUCUGAGAUUCCACCUGAUGAACUUUGACCUCUGGCUCUGGCUCCAGCCCUGAUUGGGGGAGGGGGAUCAUAAUGUGCUGGGAAGCAUAGAAGGAUUUUUGUGGCCUGCAAGUAGGUGGGGCAAGGUACCUUAGUACCGGGAGGAAUGUAUGUCCAUGACUGUGAGCGAGUGUGACUCUGGGCCUGUCUGUUGACUGUGCUACUGUGGUUCAGUAUUAUGUGUGCAUUUAUAAGUGUGUAAAUCCCUCAUGGGACAACAUGUUGUGUAUGUGGCACCUACUAGUGAGCAUCUUGUGUCUGCAAAGGUAGAUCUUUGUGUGUGUUUGUCCCAGGGUUUCUCAGCUUUGUGAGUGUCUGUGUGUGUUUGUGGUUCUGUGUACGAGUGUGUAGCAGCUAGUGUAUACAUGUGUGUAUUGUAUUAUCUUGGUGUGGGAAUAUAUCAGCUUUAUGACUGCCGCAUGGAAAUGAGAAGUUCCAUGAGUGUCCCUGGGCAUGUAAGCAUGUGUACCUGUGUAUUGUUGGCUGUGCAGAUGUGUAUCUGUUAUAUGUGUGUGUUCCAGCAUGUUGGUGAGUGUGCAAGGUAUAUCUGUUCUAAAUGCAGGUACCUGGUUGUCUGUUAGGGGGCACAUGGGUUUCUCGGUCGUGUCUGUGCAUCUGUGAGUGUGUGUGUGUAAAAGAAAGUCAGUGUUGUAUGUUGUUGUACAUAUCAACCUGGAGGAUGUGUGUGUGUUUACGUUGUGAGUCCAUUUUUGCUUCAGUGUUGGUCUCUGGGAGCAGGGUUAUGUGUUUUCAAACAUGUGCAGGCCACAUGUGCCUGUGCCCCGGUACAAAGCUGACCCCACUUCUGGGCCAGUGGGUUUGGGGCUACGGUACUGGCGCAGUCCCUGACUCCCUGAAGAGAGAUGAAGAAACCGAGAUUCAGAGGGGUUCAGACACUUGCCCGAGGUCACACAGCUAGUCUCACUGCCCACUCCUGCCUUCCCACUGCACCAUGGCUCCGGGCCCCUUUGCCUCGGUGCUCCUCUCGCCGACACCUGCUGCCCUGCCCUUCCUGCUGCUGCUCUGGGCCGGGGCAUCUCGCAGUCAGCCGUGUCCGGGCCGCUGCAUCUGCCAGAACGUGGCGCCCACGCUGACCAUGCUGUGCGCUAAGACCGGCUUGCUCUUCGUGCCGCCGGCCAUCGACAGGCGCGUGGUGGAGCUGCGGCUCACCGACAACUUCAUCGCUGCUGUGCGCCGCCGAGACUUUGCCAACAUGACCAGCCUGGUGCAUCUCACUCUCUCCCGGAACACCAUCGGCCAGGUGGCACCCGGAGCCUUCGCAGACCUCCGCGCCCUCCGCGCCCUGCACCUCGACAGCAACCGUCUGGCUGAGGUGCGCGGUGACCAGCUUCGCGGCCUGGGCAACCUCCGCCACCUGAUCCUUGGCAACAACCAGAUCCGCAAGGUGGAGCCCGCCGCCUUUGACGCCUUCCUGUCCACCGUGGAGGACCUGGAUCUGUCCUACAAUAACUUGGAGGCCCUGCCGUGGGAGGCGGUGGGCCAGAUGGUGAACCUCAACACACUCACGCUGGACCACAAUCUCAUCGACCACAUCGCCGAGGGGACCUUCGUGCAGCUGCACAAGCUGGUGCGCCUGGACAUGACCUCCAACCGCCUGCACAAACUCCCGCCUGACGGGCUCUUCCUGAGGUCCCAGGGUGGUGGACCCAAGCCACCCACUCCGCUGACUGUCAGCUUCGGCGGAAACCCACUGCACUGCAACUGUGAGCUGCUCUGGCUGCGGCGGCUGACCCGGGAGGACGACCUGGAGACCUGCGCCACCCCAGAGCACCUCACUGACCGUUACUUCUGGUCCAUCCCCGAGGAGGAGUUCCUGUGUGAACCCCCGCUGAUCACGCGGCAGGCAGGAGGCCGGGCCCUGGUGGUAGAGGGCCAGGCGGUCAGCUUGCGCUGCCGGGCGGUGGGGGACCCUGAACCCGUGGUGCAUUGGGUGGCACCUGAUGGGCGGCUGCUGGGAAACUCCAGCCGGACCCGCGUCCGGGGGGAUGGGACACUGGAUGUGACCAUUACCACCCUGCGGGAUAGUGGCACUUUCACUUGCAUUGCUUCCAAUGCUGCGGGGGAAGCCACGGCGCCCGUGGAGGUGUGCGUAGUACCUUUGCCACUGAUGGCGCCCCCACCAGCUGCCCCGCCGCCUCUCACUGAGCCCGGCUCCUCUGACAUCGCCACACCAGGUAGACCUGGUGCCAACGAUUCCACUGCUGAGCGCAGGCUGGUGGCGGCGGAGCUCACCUCCAGCUCAGUGCUUAUCCGCUGGCCCGCUCAGAGGCCGGUGCCUGGCAUCCGCAUGUACCAGGUCCAGUACAACAGCUCGGCGGAUGACUCCCUGGUCUACAGGAUGAUCCCGUCCACCAGCCAGACCUUCCUGGUGAAUGAUCUGGCAGCAGGCCGCGCCUACGACUUGUGCGUUCUGGCAGUCUAUGACGAUGGGGCCACCGCCCUGCCAGCCACAAGAGUGGUGGGCUGCGUGCAGUUCACCACUGCUGGGGAUCCUGCGCCUUGCCGUCCGUUGAGGGCCCAUUUCUUGGGCGGCACCAUGAUCAUCGCCAUCGGGGGCGUCAUUGUCGCCUCAGUCCUCGUUUUUAUUGUUCUGCUCAUGAUUCGCUACAAGGUGUACGGCGACGGGGACAGCCGCCGCGGCAAGGGCACCUCCAGGUCGCCCCCGAGGGUCAGCCACGUGUGCUCCCAGACCAAUGGCGCUGGCGCGCAACCAGCUGCUCAGCCCGCGCAGGACCGCUACGAGGCGCUGCGUGAGGUGGCGCCAGGACGCGAGGUGACCGUGCCAGCUGCUGCUGCCGUCGCCGUCGAGGCCAAGGCCACUGCGGCCGAGGCAACUUCCAUGGAACCAGAGGUGGUGCUGGGACGCUCGCUGGGCGGCUCAGCCACCUCGCUGUGCCUGCUGCCAUCCGAGGAAACUUCUGGGGAGGAGUCUCGAGCAGUGACAGGGCCUCGGAGGAGCCGUUCUGGGGCUCUGGGGCCGCCAGCGUCAGCGCCCCCGACUCUAGCUCUGGUUCCCGGGGGAGCCUCGGCCCGCCCCAGGCCGCAGCAGCGCUACUCCUUCGACGGGGACUACGGGGCGCUCUUCCAGAGCCACAGUUACCCGCGCCGCGCCCGGCGGACAAAGCGCCACCGUUCCACGCCGCACCUGGACGGGGCCGGAGGGGGCGCGGCCGGGGAGGAUGGAGACCUGGGGCUGGCCUCCGCCAGGGCGCGCCUGGCCUUUACCAGCACCGAGUGGAUGUUGGAGAGUACCGUGUGAGCCAGGGGGCGGGCGCCGGGAUGCCUGGGGGCCGCGGACCAACGCCCAGCCGCCUGGCCGCCAGGGUGGACCAGGGAAGUGUGCGCAGAGACGCGCCCAGCUCCUCCGGGAGGGGCGCCCACCCCAGGCUCGAGGCCACGCCCCCGCGCAGGGGCUUGGCCGGGGCCAUCUCCUGCCCCGCCCCGCCUCCUGCCCCUCCCCCCCGCGCGCUCUCGGACCUCGCUGGAGCCGGUGCCUUACACAGCGAAGCGCGGGGAGGGGCAGGGCCCCCCCCUCGACACUGCAGCACUGAGACACGAGCCCCUCCCCUAGCCCGGGACCCGGGGCAGGGGCGAGGGGCCCAUUUCUUGUAUCUGGCUGGACUAGAUCCUAUUCUGUCCCGCGGCGGCCUCCAAAGCCCCACCUCACCCCACUCACCUCCCUGGUCCCGUUGGGUCUGGCUUGGGGUCUUCCUCUUUUCCCCUCGUCUGUCUCUGUCUCGCCCUCUGUCUCAUGUCUCUGUCUGGCCCUACUUGUCUCUCCUUUCUGUGCCCCGUUGUCGUCUGCUCUCCCUGUGCCCUCCGGGGUUCGACCCAGUCUUCCCGUCUCUCCAGAUCUCCUCUCCUCGCUCCCCGCUCUCCCGGGCAGGUCCCACAGAAUGGACCAGACUCUCUCCUAUGCCUUCCUCGUUCCCCCAAUGAAUCCCACAUGAACAAAAUCCAAAACCAAAUCCCCCUCCCUACCGGAGCCGGAACCCUCCGCCGCAGCAGAAUUAAACUUUUUUUCUGUGUCCGAGGCCGCUCUGCUGA